AGCCACACCCUCCAACCCCCUUAUACAACCUCCCAGCAUCCCACAGGCAGGGCUCACAGGGUCUCCACACAUUGAGAGAAAGGGCUGCCUCCUGGACAAGGAGAAAUAGGACCGAUACUGAGAGGAAGAUAAAGUACAGGAAGAAAACAGAAGGCUUGUUGCACCUUGGGUCAGCUGCUUGGUCUCGGAUUAGGAGGUGAUGCUAUUGGCUGAUGAACAGCAAUCACCAAAAUAAGAAAUGAGUUUGGGGGCCGCAUGCGUUUUUUUGCGAGGAGGGAAGAAUAUCACAAGACAGCUGGCUGAAGAUGAGAUUGAGGAGCUUCGAGAAGCCUUCAAUGAAUUUGAUAAAGACAAGGAUGGGCUGAUCAGCUGUAAGGACCUGGGGAAUCUGAUGAGGACGAUGGGCUACAUGCCCACGGAGAUGGAGCUGAUUGAGCUGAGCCAGAAUAUCAACAUGAACCUUGGUGGAAAAGUGGACUUUGAGGACUUUGUAGACCUGAUGGCACCGAAGCUUUUGGCAGAAACGUCCGGGAUGAUUGGCAUGAAGGAGCUCAAAGACGCCUUUAAAGAGUUCGAUAUGGACGGAGACGGAGAGAUCACAACAGAGGAGCUGCGGUCGGCCAUGACCAAGCUGAUGGGAGCACAUAUGAGCCAGAGAGAGAUAGACUCAAUAGUAAAAGAAGCAGAUGACAACGGAGAUGGCACAGUAGACUUUGAAGAGUUCGUCAGAAUGAUGUCCCAUGAAUGAGCAGACGAAAGAAGAAACAAUUACCUUUGCAAACAUGCGUUAAUAGCUGUGUUCCUGUAAAGCUCUUCAACAUAUUAACUUUUUACACAUAUUUAUUAAGAACAAACUCAUUUGUAAUUUGAAUAAAGUGCUGCUAAGAAAAGUGAAGUUGUUCUCAGAGAGAAUUUUACAUCUAUGCAACUAUUGAAAGUGUCUAAACAAAUGAAACUAUAUUGUUGAGGCUGAUUUUAUCUGAUUAUAAGUCAUUUUGAAUUGCAAUGUAUUGCUAAUUGAAGACUUGUAUUGUUUAUGAACUAUUCUUACAACAUUGUUAUCACUAAAGUCAUGUUAUAAUGCAAAUUUAGAUAUAAAAGUUAUCAUGUACUUAAUAAGCUAUCACUGUGUGUAACAAUUGUACAUAUCAAGUAUUUAGCCUGGACUUGUUGUAAACAUUUUGGAGUACAUUAUUCAUUUAUGGAUAAAAUCCUUGUCACAGAUAUUUUCCUGAUCUCUAAAUAAAACAUCUAAUGUAAUCUUUG
This is a messenger RNA of Eleginops maclovinus (Patagonian blennie), 1266 nucleotides long. It is a transcript of the gene cabp5a, whose product is annotated as calcium binding protein 5a. Bases 239 to 748 code for a protein of 169 amino acids. Gene Ontology annotation, molecular function: calcium ion binding; calcium channel regulator activity. The transcript has 7 exons. Gene Ontology annotation, biological process: regulation of voltage-gated calcium channel activity. Lineage: Eukaryota; Metazoa; Chordata; Actinopteri; Perciformes; Eleginopidae. Gene Ontology annotation, cellular component: cytoplasm. The record is from RefSeq and is a predicted model, not a curated record.